This is a messenger RNA of Sorghum bicolor (sorghum), 2767 nucleotides long. RefSeq names its product TSL-kinase interacting protein 1-like. Gene Ontology annotation, cellular component: nucleus. The transcript is spliced from 14 exons. Bases 246 to 2465 code for a protein of 739 amino acids. Gene Ontology annotation, molecular function: chromatin binding. The record is from RefSeq and is a predicted model, not a curated record. NCBI's taxonomy places the organism in Eukaryota, Viridiplantae, Streptophyta, Magnoliopsida, Poales, Poaceae. Gene Ontology annotation, biological process: pattern specification process.
UUUUUCACGCCAUCGCUGCCUAACGUGCAUUCCCCUUCCAUCCGCUGCAUCCUGCAUCCUCUGCGUUCUGUCUGCCUCUCUCGCCCCCUCUCGAUCUCCGACGACUGGUGGCCCGCCGGCCGCCGGCCGCCGCCGCCGCCAUAAGCCAGGUCCUGAGGCUUUACUCGGUCUCUUCGCCGGCGACUAGCACCCACCAGCAAUUUGACAAGCCUGAUCCGCCCCUGAUUACAAGUUAUUGGGUGUACAUGUGUACACCCAUGUCCUUCACUGUGUCCGCCCCUGAGCCUUCCGAUCCCAACACGAAACCUGCGAAAAAGCAGACUCGACAAUGGGCUGCGUGGACACACCAAGAGGAGGAGAAUUUCUUCAAUGCACUGCGGCAAGUAGGAAAAAACUUUGACAAGAUUACACACCGUGUUCAGAGUAAAAACAAGGACCAGGUCAGGCAUUACUAUUACCGUCUUGUUCGACGCAUGAAGAAGCUACUGGGUCCUAGGUUCUCGCUUGAUGCAAAAAACUCCAAGGAUACCAUUGCUGCUAUGCUUCGCUGGUGGUCUCUGCUUGAGAAAUUUAGCUGCAGUGCAUCAAAGCUGCAUCUGAAGCCUCGGAGGUUCAAAACAUUUAUAGAAGCAUUGGGAAAACAACUGCUAAAGGACAGAAAUAAGUCCAGGAGAAAGCGUUCACGAGUGGAUAUGUGCCUACCUUCUCCAUCUCCAAUUAUCAGCAAGGCUCCUGGGAAUGAGACUCCUCCUGUAAAGUUCCUGCCAGUAGAUGCUCAAAAUGGUAGCAGAGUAGCAUCUUCUAAAGGGACAAUUUUCAAGCGGGUUGCUGAACCAAUUUCUAACAAGUCAGGAACAACUAAAGGGGACCUCUCUGCCACAAGAACCGUGAAACAAAAAAGGAAGGCAGGUGGCGCUGUUGCUUCUGCUGCAUAUAAAAAAUGGGAGAGAGCAGCCAUGGCUGGUGUUUCUUUAGUUGCUGAUGCAGCUGAGGAGCUCGAGCGCAACACAAUUAACCCAGGCAUUUUAUGUAAUGUUGAUGCAAGAACACUGACUUCAUCAUCAGACAGACUUCCUACUGCUGAUGCAGAUACAGGUAUCAGCACAAAUCAUAUGAAGGAAGCAGAUUCACAAACACCUGUGAAGCUGAAGCUACAGUUAUUUCCAAUAAAUGAAGCUACUCGGAAGGCAUUGGAGAAGGAUGACCAUAAUCCUCAUCUAGAGCUCACAUUAAGCUCUAGGAAGAAAAUAUCAUCUGUGCUAGAACAUCUAAACCGAAAAUGGGGUAACUCAAACAUCGCAUCUGGAGAGCUUAUUCUUUUUCCAUAUUGUGCUAAUCAAGAGGAUUUGGCUACAUAUCAGAGGUGGACAACAAGAGAUGCUGUUGCAGUAGCUGAUGUGUUUCUUUCUGUGAAUAGCCCUUCUGUUUUCCGUUUAAGGUAUGGUUGGUUUUCCCUUGUUGAGCUUGGAGCAGGAGUAAGUGAAAUAUCUUUAACCCAUUUUGAGGAUUGCAUGAUACCAGAAGUCAUCCAAGUCAAAUCGCCAUCAGGAGAUAAGGCUUGUGUGCAAAAGGAUGGUACUUUGCUCAGUAAUUGCACUCAUGAGCAAUAUCCUUGUAGUUCAGUGUUAUUGCAUAUGACACCAUCUAGUACAGGCAAGAACUCUGAGCUUCCAGAUCAGCCAACUAAUGUGCCCCGCUCUCAGUUUGGCAGCCAAAAGCAAGUGCAGGUUCCUGUAACCCAAGCUUUUGAGGAUGAUCAGGGAACGAAUUGUGUGGCAAUAUCUGAAGUAGAGUGGGCAGAUACCCUGACAGAUAUCAGUGUUGGGCACUUACUGACAGAAGCAUCCAAAGGCGCUCAUUUGGAUUGCAUAGGGACUAGUGUAAAAAAUCCUUUGUUUCUUGAGAAUACAUGCAGUUAUGACUCGUUUGAUGCUGCUGUUGCCCUUCAUGCUUCUCGUUAUCAAGCAUCUGAGCAGCCAGCCCAUGCUCCCCAUUCAACCAUAUGGGGAGCAGAAGAAACAUGUGAUGAGUUCAGCUUUAAUUUGUCAGCCUCCAGGAAGCAAGAAGGCUCAAACACUCCUAGCAGCUCUCCUGAUACGGACAAUGAAGUCCAUCCCUCAAGUUCAGAAGGAUUUCAAGGUUUUUUUCAGGACUUGACUGGAGAGGAUGAUGCUGAUAAUCCUUAUAAUGAUGAUGCCAAAGACGAAGAGGAGUUGUGUGCUAAAUCACCACCUCAAAAUGAUGAAACUAAUGAGUUGAAGGAUCAAUCUUUAGCUGACAUAUAUUGGCCUGAUUCACUCGGACCACUGGACUUGGACAUACCGUCUGUGAGAUAUCAAGCUGAUGACAUACUGAUAGGGGACAGUCAAAAUAGUUGGAACCGCCUGAUGGCAAAUAGCCUCGAUGCAUUUCGAAACCUUUCAUUCUUCUCAGAUAAGAAUGACUCGAUUCCAUCGAUCAUGUAGAACUGGGGAUGUUAGGGCUUCCACGAUUUGCUGUGUUGGCUAGGAAGGAACCUCCAAUGCUGCAUACGUGAGCUGUUUGUUGCUAAUACGAGUAUCCAAGAGAUGCGGAUUUGAUGCAUACGUGAGGGGCUCGUGCUGUUGUAAGAUAGCAUAACGGAUGUGCUAACCUGUACUCCAUGUAAUUAUGGUGUCCUUGUACAUAAAGCACAUACAAGCACUUGGUUACAAGUAAAGCUUCUGGGGUCGUGUAUAAGAUCAGUUUGCCUAAUGGCCAUCAAAUAUUGUGCACUUUUUACAUCUAA